This is a messenger RNA of Ochotona curzoniae (black-lipped pika), 1691 nucleotides long. It is a transcript of the gene AKTIP, whose product is annotated as AKT interacting protein. Lineage: Eukaryota; Metazoa; Chordata; Mammalia; Lagomorpha; Ochotonidae. The record is from RefSeq and is a predicted model, not a curated record. The transcript has 10 exons. The coding region runs from base 180 to 1058 and encodes 292 amino acids.
GCAGGGGCCGGGCUGGCUCAGCCUCCUGAGAUGCUGUCGGAUCGCGCCGGCCGCCGCCACCUCUGCAUCGAAGGCACCGGGGCGAGACACCCUACUAGGCCUGGCUGGUGACGCGAACGAAGAGGACAAGAGAGUUUGAUGACCCACGCCACUGAACGUCUUUGCUUGGAGCCCACGUGAUGAACCCUUUGUGGAGCAUGUCUACAAGCUCCGUACGCAAACGAUCUGAUGGUGAAGAAAAGACCUCGACAGGGGACGCGAAAACCAGUCCUCCACGAGCCGCCUCAAGAAAACAGCUGCCUUCUAUCCCCAAGAAUGCUUUGCCCAUAACGAAGCCUACAUCUCCCGCCCCCGCAGCGCAGUCAACAAACGGCACGCAUGCUUCCUACGGACCCUUCUACCUGGAGUACUCUCUCUUGGCAGAGUUCACCUUGGUCGUGAAGCAGAAGCUCCCGGGUGUGUACGUGCAGCCGUCUUACCACUCCGCAUUAAUGUGGUUUGGAGUGAUCUUCAUACGGCAUGGACUCUACCAGGACGGCGUGUUCAAGUUUACAGUUUACAUCCCUGACAACUACCCCGAUGGGGACUGUCCACACCUCGUGUUUGAUAUUCCCGUCUUCCACCCGCUAGUGGACCCCACCUCAGGUGAACUGGAUGUGAAGAGAGCGUUUGCAAAGUGGAGGCGGAACUACAAUCGUAUCUGGCAGGUGCUGAUGUAUGCAAGGAGAGUCUUCUACAAGAUCGACACGACAAGCCCCUUAAACCCAGAGGCUGCAGUGCUGUAUGAAAAAGAUGUUCAGCUGUUUAAAAGUAAAGUGGUCGACAGUGUGAAGGUGUGCACUGCUCAUUUGUUUGACCAACCUAAAAUAGAAGACCCCUAUGCAAUUAGCUUUUCUCCAUGGAAUCCUUCUAUACAUGAUGAAGCCAGAGAGAAGAUGCUAACACAGAAACAGCCUGAAGAACAGCACAAUAAAAGUGUUCACGUUGCUGGCCUGUCGUGGGUAAAGCCCGGAUCAGUACAGCCGUUCAGUAAAGAAGAAAAACCGGUAGCAACUUAGAAGAUGGUGAAUCCCGUGCACCACGCACUUUCCUGCUGGACUCUGACCUUGUGACAGCUGGCCAGUGGCAGAGGACUGCCUGAGGAGUAAACUGUGCACACAAGGACUGGACAGCAGUGUUUCCCACGGGCUUGUAGGGCUCACGCGGGUUUUGGAGACCUCUUUCAGUAAGCAUUACUUCUGUCAGAAGUGUCUUGGGGCCGUUAUCUAGGUCUGUACUGCAAAUGAUUGGGGACCUUGAGGCUUAAGUAUUUUUCUGACUGUAAUACUAAAGGUAAGCUGCACUCAUGUAAACUAAUAGAACAGACUUCAACACUAUUGAAUAGUCCCAAAGCCAGCGGUCUUGGCUGUCGAGGCAGAGAGCAGGUGGCAGGCGUCAGCACUGUGGAGUGAAGAUGGUUGGAAUUCAUCUUCAGCCUACUGUCUUACUGAGCCACAAACUGCUGUCCCCGCGAAGUGUAGUAGAUGAGAGGAAGUCAGAGACUUGUUCAUAGUUGGUUUUUUAAAAAGCAAACUACUUACUGUAUUUUUAUGGCAGGAGGGAGACAAAGUGUUAAACGGUUUCUAACGAUGUCAGAUAUUUAAGUGAUGAAUGACUAAUGUGUUUAGUAGAGACAAAAUAAAUCAAUAAAU